Messenger RNA from Cuscuta europaea, 1386 nucleotides. NCBI's taxonomy places the organism in Eukaryota, Viridiplantae, Streptophyta, Magnoliopsida, Solanales, Convolvulaceae. The record is from the annotation of a GenBank genome assembly.
UUUAAAUUUGCAAGCUUUGAGGAUAUUAAGAAGAUGCACAAUUGUGAAUCUCCUUUUUUGAUAGAUGUUAUUGGCGCGUAUGAUGUUGGACAAGAGUUCAAAAAGAAAAAGACACAAAGGGAUGCUUGGUAUAGUGACUUUCAUUUGGAAAACUUGGAGGCCAAACUAUCUUAUGUACUUUGUAUGGAGACCUAGUGCUUGAAGUCGAGAGGUUUUUGGCUACUUCUUUUAGUGGUCCAGUUAUAUUCAUUAUCCAAGCAUGCCGCACAAAUAAAAGAUAUGGUGAAAAGAUUGGAGUGGCUUCUUCCUGGGAUGCUACCAAGUUAAUUUUGAAUGAACAUAUUCCUGACAUAGAAGAUUUUCGGUGCCGGUUUUUGAAUUCAAAGCAAACAAUGAAGUCAAUUGCAAGCCAAACAACAUCAUCUUGCGUGACUCUAAGAGAAGAUAGCAUUGAUGUUGGAUUUACCAUGCCUCUUUUUGAUUUAGACACAGCCAAAGAGGUUAAGGGUUGCUGGUUCUACGCUCAAAUUUGCUCGAUUCUUUCAUUAAAGAAUUGGGCUUACUUGGGAUGUGGUAAUAAAACAUGCUUUAAAAAGCUUAAGUAUGAGGGAGCAUCUCUUUACUGCAACAAUUGUCGAGAUGUCAAACAGACAGGUAUUUGGUGGUACAUGUUAAAAUUAAUGGUGAAGCAUGGUAAGCAUUUUGUUGAGGUAGUUAUGUGGGACGAUGUAUCAAGUAAGCUAAUUGGCAAACCAGCAAAUGAUCUCAGUGACAGCCUUAGCUUGGAGACUUUAUCGCCUUGUGAUGUUCAUAAUGAUGUCUUGGAUUUAAUUGGCCGGGAAUUAAUAUUCAAGGUUGGGAAUCGCAAAGUGAAUACCCUUACAAAUCAGAAGGAGUAUACAAUAGCUGCGUUUUCUGAAAACACAGAAAAAAUUAAAGAGCUGAAGGAGGCUGUUCAAGAAGAAGUUGUUGAGGUAUAUAACUCAGAUUCUGAUCUUGAUUUGAUGUGUGAUGAUUACACAAAUGUCGAAUCAAAUAUGACGCCGUGCUCACAAGAAAUUGAAUCUCAUCGUACUCCUGAGUCGGUUUUGUCCAAGAGACAUGCUACUGAUGAAAAUGAAUCUGAUGGAAUGGAACAAAGCUCAGUCAACAAGAAGUUCAAGGGGGUUAAGAUUGAGAUUUGACUCGACGUGCAUUAAUUUAUUUUCUGCUUUGAUAAAAUUGGGUACUUGGGAAUAAUGAUGUUGCAUGAUUUAAAUUUUAUUUUGGAUUGAAUAAGAAAGACAAUUUAUCAUUUCAGUAUAAAUUUCAUAAAUACUUCGUUAUGGAGUUUUUUCCAUUUCUCUUUUUUUGUACGUCCAAUGCACAGUGUUAUCCAGGAUAACU